Molecule: messenger RNA, 2193 nt
Organism: Athalia rosae (coleseed sawfly)
Lineage: Eukaryota; Metazoa; Arthropoda; Insecta; Hymenoptera; Athaliidae
Gene: sgl
Product: UDP-glucose 6-dehydrogenase
Exons: 6
Coding region: 166-1605 (479 amino acids)
Biological process (GO): glycosaminoglycan biosynthetic process
Cellular component (GO): nucleus; cytosol
Molecular function (GO): NAD binding; UDP-glucose 6-dehydrogenase activity
Source: RefSeq, a predicted model, not a curated record
CAUUGUUCCAAUUCCACGUCGUCAUCGUACGAUUGAUCGUUGAUCUCUGUUGAACAUAGGAGAUUAAAAUUAAUCAACAAAUAAAGACGAAGCAGUCGGAGAAUCGAGACUGCCGUGCGAUUAUUAAUUCUCGCCAAAAAACCUAUAUAGAUCAGAAGGUGAACGAUGGUGAUAAAAAAAAUCUGCUGCAUGGGAGCUGGUUACGUAGGCGGUCCCACCUGUAGCGUGAUCGCCCUGAAAUGUCCGGACAUAAUAGUGACGGUCGUCGACAAAAGCAAGGAGAGAAUAGCGCAGUGGAAUUCGGAAAAGUUGCCAAUUUACGAACCGGGACUUGACGAAGUGGUGGCGAAAUGUCGCGGCACGAACUUGUUCUUUUCAACCGAUAUAGAAACCGCUAUCAUGGAAGCUGAUUUGAUUUUCAUUUCCGUCAACACACCGACGAAAACGUUCGGCAACGGCAGAGGGAGAGCCGCAGAUUUGAAGUACGUCGAAAGUGCGGCGAGAAUGAUCGCUGAAAUUGCGACUGGUGACAAAAUCGUCGUUGAAAAAAGUACGGUUCCGGUACGAGCGGCUGAAAGUAUUUUGAAUAUUCUCACCGCGAAUCACAGACCCGGAGUUUCUUAUCAGAUUCUGUCGAAUCCCGAAUUUCUCGCUGAGGGGACGGCCAUCGACGAUCUGGUUAACGCCGAUCGGGUCCUGAUCGGCGGCGAGGACACCGUUCAGGGUCACGCGGCCGUCGAGGAACUCUGCAAGGUCUACGAACGUUGGAUACCCAGAGCCAACAUCUUGACGACCAACACUUGGAGCUCGGAGCUAUCGAAAUUGGCUGCUAACGCGUUUCUGGCGCAACGGAUAUCCAGCAUAAAUUCGUUAUCGGCAGUCUGCGAGGCAACCGGUGCCGACGUAUCCGAAGUAGCGCGGGCGGUUGGCUGGGAUUCUCGGAUAGGAUCGAAAUUCCUUCAGGCUUCGGUGGGAUUCGGGGGUUCCUGUUUUCAAAAAGACAUUCUGAAUCUCGUUUACAUUUGCGAGUGCCUGAAUCUCCCGGAGGUCGCGGCUUACUGGCAGCAGGUCAUCGACAUGAACGAGUACCAGAAAUCGCGAUUUUCCGCCAAGGUUAUCGAGUCUCUGUUCAACACGGUGACCGACAAACAGAUCGCCAUGCUCGGAUUCGCCUUCAAAAAGAACACCGGCGAUACGAGGGAAUCCCCCGCAAUCCACGUCGCCAAAACGCUGCUGGACGAGGGUGCGAAACUCCACAUCUACGAUCCGAAGGUGGAAGAGAGCCAAAUAAUGCAUGAUCUCACGCAUCCAAGCGUCACCGACGACCCUGAGAACGUCAAAAGGCACGUGGAAAUUUACGAGGACGCUUAUUCGGCAACGGAAGGAACCCACGCUAUCGUCCUCUGCACCGAGUGGGACGAAUUCAUGGCUCUGGACUACAAGAGAAUCUACGCGGGAAUGAUGAAACCUGCCUACAUAUUCGAUGGAAGAAAAAUUCUGGCUCACGAAGCGCUGCAGAAAAUUGGUUUCAUCGUACAGACGAUCGGUAGAAAAUUGUCGAGGACUGCGGUGUCGAGAUCCUGGGCUAGUCAGAGCCAGACGUAGUCUUGGGUGUGUGAAAUUUGUUUGUUUUUUUUCGAUCGAAACGCGGCUAUUAAUUCCUGGUAAUUUGAUCGUACUAUUUUGACAAUUGGAAAAAUUAUGGAUCGAAGUAUUACGCGACUAUACAGACGACGAAACUUAUGAAACCGUGGAGAAAAACUUACGUCGAAUGUGUAUCGUUUCCAUUGGGUUCCCCCCUUUACCUUUUAAUUUCUAAUUUAACGAAGCGGAAGUGCGGAGUGUAAAAAGAAAAUCGCACCUAUCCGCGAAUAGAGGCAUUUAUACGAUUAAGAAUUAGGGGACGAAAGCAAUAAUAGGAUAAGCGAUGACAUUCUUAAAAUUUCAAACGAUAUCGCAUUGAAAUGCAUCUUUGAUAUAUAUAAGACGAUAUUUCAUGGAAAUAAGUCCAACUAUAAAUCGAUAGCUAGGAAAUCCUUAAUUAUUUAACGGGUAAGACGAUCCCAAAAUUUUGGGUGCUGGAAGGUGGCCACAUUCCAACUAUACGCCCAACUUCUGAUAAUCGGAUUUUUAUUCCACCUGAUGUUUAUACGCCUACGAUAUGAUAUUAAAAUAAAAUUAAAUAUACACAUA